AUGAGUGUUGAAGUCUCCCAAAAGAACUAUGGAGUCCCCAAGCGGUACCUCUUCCAGGGCACCACCCAGAGAAACCAAGAAGGCCGGUCGCAAGGAGGCGACCCUCUUAUUCUUCGGGGAGAACCCCAACACAACGGCGCUCAGCCGGGGGCUUGUGAGUAUACCCACACUUGCCUGGCGCCUCACCCUGGGCAACUCCGGAAAAGGAGAGAGUCCUGCCUCUCUCCAGGGGUUUGGUUCCAGAGCCCACGCUAUAUGUGGAGAGUUCAGCAGAAGAGCUCAGAGCUUCACAGUGAUCAGUCUGAAACAGACCUGGACUCCAUAUUCAUGCUGCUGGAGGAGAAAAUUGUCGUCUUUGUGAAGAACGAGCUGAAGAAAGUCCAGAAUGUUCUGAGUUCAGAUUACCCAGGAUGCCUGACUGAGGAUGAGGAGGUGGUGGACGGUGAGGAUGAAGAGGAGAGGAGGAGCACCAGAGAGGCAUUUCGAAAGAUUACCCUGCACUUCCUGAAAAGAAUGAAGCAGGAGGAGCUGGUUGCCUUUCUGGAGAGAAGAACUCAUGCUGCAGUGUGCCGACAGAAACUCAAGUCUAAUCUAAAGGGGACCUUCCAGUGUGUGAUUGACGGGAUCGCUAAAGCAGGAAACCGGACCCUCCUGAAUCAGAUCUACACAGAGCUUUACAUCACAGAGGGAGGGACUGCAGAGGUCAAUGAUGAACAUGAGAUCAGACAUAUUGAAACAACAUCCAGGAAACCAGACAGAUCAGGAAAAUUGAUAAGACAUGAAGACAUUUUUAACCCCCCACCUGGAAGAGAAGAACCAAUCAGAACAGUUCUGACAAAGGGAGUGGCUGGCAUUGGGAAAACAGUCUUAACACAGAAGUUCACUCUGGACUGGGCUGAAGACAAAACCAACCAGAACAUAAUGUUCACAUUUCCUAUCACUUUCAGAGAGCUGAAUGCGCUGAAAGAGAAAAAGUUCAGCUUGGUGGAACUUGUUCAUCUUUUCUUUACUGAAAUCAGAGAAGCAGGAAUCUGCAGGUUUGAAGAGUCCCACGUUGUCUUCAUCUUUGACGGUCUGGAUGAGUGUCGACCUCCUCUGGACUUCCACAACACUGAGAUCCUGACUGAUGUCACAGAGUCCAGCUCACUCCAUGUGCUGCUGACAAACCUCAUCAGGGGAAAACUGCUUCCCUCUGCUCGCCUCUGGAUAACCACACGACCUGCAGCAGCCAAUCAGAUCCCUGCUGAGUGUGUUGACAUGGUGACAGAGGUCAGAGGAUUCACUGACCCACAGAAGGAAGAGUACUUCAGAAAGAGAUUCACAGAUGAGGAGCAGGCCAGCAGAAUCAUCUCCCACAUCAAGACAUCACGAAGCCUCCACAUCAUGUGCCACAUCCCAGUCUUCUGCUGGAUCUCUGCUACAGUUUUGGAGGAUGUAUUGAAAACCAGCAAAGACGAGCUGCCCAAGACCCUGACUGAGAUGUACAUCCAUUUCCUGGUGAUUCAGACCAAACUGAAGAAUGUCAAGUUUGAUGGAGGAGCUGAGACAGAUCCACACUGGAGUCCAGAGAACAGGAAGAUGAUUGAGUCUCUGGGAAAACUGGCUUUUGAUCAGCUGCAGAAAGGAAACCUGAUAUUCUAUGACUCAGACCUGACAGAGUGUGGCAUUGAUAUCAGAGCAGCCUCAGUGUACUCAGGAGUGUUGACACAGGUCUUUAUAGAGGAGAGAGGACUGUACCAGGACAGGGUGUUCUGCUUCAUCCAUCUGAGUGUUCAGGAGUUUCUGGCUGCUCUUCAUGUCCAUCUGACCUUCAUCAACUCUGGAGUCAAUCUGCUGUCAGAGGAACAAACAACAUCCCAGUGCUCUAAUGUGUUAAGAUGCAAAUCAACACAUUUCUGUCGGAUGUUGGGAGACAAAUCAACACAUUUCUACCAGAAUGCUGUGGCCAAGGCCCUACAGAGUCCUAAUGGGCACUUGGAUUUGUUUGUUCGCUUCCUCCUUGGGCUUUCAAUAGAAACCAAUCAGAAACACCUAGGAAGUCUGCUGACGCAGACAGGAAGUAGCUCACACAGCAAAAACAAAACAGUCCAGUUCAUCAAGAAGAAGAUCAAUGAGAACUUCUCUGCAGAGAGAAGCAUCAACCUGUUCCACUGUCUGAAUGAAGUGAAUGAUCGUUCUCUAGUGGAGGAGAUCCAACAGUGCCUGAGAUCAGGAAGUCUCUCCACAGACAAACUGUCUCCUGCUCAGUGGUCAGCUCUGGUCUUCAUCUUACUGUCAUCAGAAACAGAUCUGGACGUGUUUGACCUGAAGAAAUUCUCUGGUUCGGAGGAGGCUCUUCUGAGGCUGCUGCCAGUGAUCAAAGCCUCCAACAAAGCUCUGUUGAGUGGCUGUAAACUGUCAAAAAGAAGCUAUGAAGCUCUGUCCUCACUCCUCAAAACACAGUCGUCUCUUAGAGAGCUGGUUCUGAGUAACAACGACUUAGAGUACUCAGCAGUGGAGAUGCUAACUACUGGACUUAUCAGCCCACACUGUACACUGGAAACUCUCAGGCUAAGUAGCUGUAAACUCUCAGUGAGCAGCUGUGAAGCUCUGUCCUUAGUUCUCAGCUCUGAGGCCUCGAGCAUGAGAGAGCUGGACCUGAGUAACAACAGACUCCAGGAUUCAGGAGUGAAUCUUCUAUCUGCUGAACUGGAGAGCCCAGACUGUACACUGGAAAAUCUCUGGCUGAGUAGCUGUAAACUAUCAAAGAGAAGCUGUGAAGCUCUGUUACCAGUUCUACAGUCCAAGUCAUCUAGACUAAAAGGGCUGGACCUGAGCAAAUCUAAUCUUCAGGAUUCAGGAGUAAUUCUGCUGUCCAUUGGACUGAAGGGUCCACACUGUCCACUGAAAAUUCUAAGACUGAGUGGCUGUAAAUUGUCAGAGAGAAGCUGUGGCGCUCUGUCCUUCGCCCUCAAAUCUGAAUCCUCUAGUCUGAUAGAGCUGGACCUGAGUAACAACAACCUGCAGGAUUCAGGAGUGAAGCUGCUUUGCUCUGGACUGGACAGUCCACACUGUGCACUGGAAUCCCUCAGGUUGAGUGGCUGUGACCUGUCAAAGGGAAGCUGUGAAGCUAUGUCCUUGGUUAUCAGCUCAGAGUCAUCUAGUAUGAAAGAGAUUAACCUGAGUAACAACGACCUACAGGAUUCAGGGGUGAGGCUGCUAUCGGCUGGACUGAAGAGAGAGAACUGUACACUGGAAAGGCUCGGGCUGUCAGGCUGUCUGAUCACAAGACAUGGCUGUGCAUCUUUGGCCUCAGCUCUGAGCUCCAACCCCUCCCAUCUGAGAGAGCUGGACCUGAGCUACAAUCAUCUUGGGGCCUCUGGAGUGAAGCUCCUGUCGGCUCGACGGGAAGAUCCCAACUGUAGACUGGAAACUCUAAGAGUGGAUCAUGAUGGACCACAGAGACUGAGACCUGGUGUGAGGAAGUAUGUUUGUGAACUGGAAGUGGACACAAACACAGUGAACAGACAGCUUCAACUGUCCAACAACAACAUGAAGGUGACGCGGGUGAGAAAGUCUCAGCCAUAUCCUGGUCAUCCAGACAGAUUUGACAUCUGUCCUCAGCUGCUGGGUACAACUGGUCUGACUGGUCGCUGUUACUGGGAGGUCGAGUGGAGCGGAGACGUUUCUGUAUCAGUGAGUUACAGAGGAAUCAGCAGGAAAGGAGGCAGUAGAGACUGCGAGCUGGGACGGAAUGAUCAGUCCUGGAGUCUGUACUGCUCUGAUGAUGAUGGUUCAUUUGUUUAUCACAAUAACAGAAAAACACACAUCUUUUACCCCUGUUACUUUUCGUCCCUCUUCUUCUCCUCCAGCUCCAUCCCCUCUCCUUCCAACCCCCCCUCCUCCUCUGUCUUGAACAGAGUAGGAGUGUAUGUGGACUGGCCGGCUGGCCUUCUAUCCUUCUACAGAGUUUCCUCUGACACACUGAUCCACCUCCACACCUUCAACACCACAUUCACUGAACCCGUCUAUCCUGCGUUCCGGCUCUGGCCUGGUUCCUCAGUGUCUCUUCUGUCAUCUGUGAACAGAAAAUCUGCUGACUCUGCUGUUUUCACACCUGAAAGUCCGUACUAA
Messenger RNA from Centropristis striata (black sea bass), 4113 nucleotides. Its product is annotated as NACHT, LRR and PYD domains-containing protein 3-like. Gene Ontology annotation, molecular function: protein binding. NCBI's taxonomy places the organism in Eukaryota, Metazoa, Chordata, Actinopteri, Perciformes, Serranidae. The transcript is spliced from 15 exons. The record is from RefSeq and is a predicted model, not a curated record. Bases 1 to 4113 code for a protein of 1370 amino acids.